AGCAUCGCCUGAGAGUAAAAAAGAGUGGGUUUUGAGAAGAAGGCUUCGAUUUCGAUUUCAAUUGUUCUAAAAAUCUCUUCUUUCUUCGAUCUCAUACCUCUUGAUCGACCGGAGGGUUGAUUUUGGGGAGUUUUUUAUUCGUCUUCCUCGCGUGGAAAGUUGCAGGGAAAAGAAUUGGAAGAACCAAAAAAACCAGGGAAUGCUGAAAGAUGUGUGUGCUUGCGGAGAAUUUAUCGCGUGAGGUUUAUCUGUUCGUAGCUCCAUUUGAGCUGCCCUUAUUUAUCCUUGAUGAGAUUGGAGACUCGGUGCUUCAUGCACAAAAACUGAAUGGAGCUCAGAAUUUAAAGAAGCCUGUCGUAAUAGAUCACGACAUUGGUGACGACGGUUGAGAUCGACCUCCCUACUAUCCCGCAUUCGUGGAUUGUUUGCAAUAUAUAUUGAUUGUUGUUUGAGAUAUAUAUACAUAUCGUAAAUGGGGACAGAGAACAAAGGAAGUUCUGUUUUGAUGCAAAGAUAUGAAUUGGGAAAACUAUUAGGUCAAGGAACUUUCGCCAAAGUUUUCCAUGGCAGGAAUCUGAAAACCUCUCAGAAUGUUGCUAUAAAGGUGAUUGACAAAGAAAAAGUUUUGAAGGUUGGUCUCAUGGAUCAGAUAAAGCGAGAGAUUUCGGUAAUGAGUUUGGUGAGACACCCUUAUGUUGUUCAGCUUUAUGAAGUCAUGGCAAGCAAAACUAAGAUAUAUUUUGUCAUGGAGUAUGUCAAAGGUGGUGAAUUGUUCAACAAGGUUUUGAAGGGGAAACUCCGGCAGGAGCUUGCGAGGAAAUAUUUUCAGCAGCUGAUUAGUGCCGUGGAUUUCUGCCAUAGCAGAGGUGUGUAUCAUCGUGAUUUGAAACCAGAGAACCUUCUUCUGGAUGACGACGAGAAUCUGAAGGUGUCUGAUUUUGGUUUGAGUGCUCUUGCCGAGUCGAAAAAGCAAGAUGGACUGCUUCAUACUACCUGUGGAACUCCUGCAUAUGUUGCUCCUGAGGUGAUAAAUAGAAAAGGAUAUGAUGGAGCGAAAGCUGAUAUCUGGUCAUGCGGAGUGAUCUUGUUUGUCCUCUUGGCUGGUUAUCUCCCUUUCCAAGAUCCCAAUUUGAUGGAGAUGUAUAAAAAGAUCGGAAAGGCAGAAUUCAAGUGUCCUAAUUGGUUUCCUAGUGAUGUUCGGAGAUUGUUACUAAGGAUACUUGAUCCGAAUCCUAAUACAAGGAUCACAAUUGCGAGAAUUAUGCAGAAUCCUUGGUUCAAAAAAGGACUUGAUGACAAACUAAUGCAGAAUGGAAUGCCAACGACGGAACUGGUGCCAGUGGAUAUUGAUUCUGUUCUUAGUUCGUCUGACACUGGUAAGACAGAAGUGAAGCAAGAGAUGGCGAAACUGACAAACUUGAAUGCUUUCGACAUCAUCGCUCUCUCUGCAGGGUUUGAUCUUUCAAGUUUAUUCGAGCAGACUGACAACCGAAGGGAGGUGAGAUUUACUUCUACACAACCAGCUUGGAACAUUAUUUCAAAACUGGAAGAUAUUGCAAGAAAAUUGAAGCUUAAGGUCAAGAAGAAAGAUGACGGAGUCUUGAAAAUCGAAGGAUCAAAAGAAGGCAGGAAGGGAGUAUUGGCCAUUGGUGCAGAAAUCUUCGAGGUCACUCCUGCAUUCCAUCUUGUGGAGAUAAAGAAAACAAACGGCGAUACACUCGAGUAUCAGAAGCUAAUGAAACAAGACAUAAGGCCAGCUCUGAAGGACAUUGUUUGGGCAUGGCAAGGUGAUAAGCAGCAGCAGCAGCAGCAGCAGCAGCUUCAAGAUGAAGAAGACGAGCAUUAAAAACUUUCCACCAUUCUACUGUUUUGCAGUUGUUAUGUUUCAGUUGUUACUAUUGUCUAUGUUUUUUGAGUGGGCGCUUGUGAGCUUGUUUGCAUAUGUUGAUACUUCCAAAACGUGUGCUGUUGGACAUAAUUUAGCAAUGGAAUUUUGUUGACUUUUUCACAUGUGAA
Molecule: messenger RNA, 2016 nt
Organism: Dioscorea cayenensis subsp. rotundata (Guinea yam)
Lineage: Eukaryota; Viridiplantae; Streptophyta; Magnoliopsida; Dioscoreales; Dioscoreaceae
Product: CBL-interacting protein kinase 18-like
Exons: 2
Coding region: 473-1846 (457 amino acids)
Biological process (GO): signal transduction; protein phosphorylation
Molecular function (GO): ATP binding; protein kinase activity
Source: RefSeq, a predicted model, not a curated record